GAAGGCUCCCGCAGCUCCAUGGUGGCCAGGUUCUUUCAAGAGGUCUACACAUUCUGUACAUGAGCUCAGGCGGCUUCUAAGAUGGCAGCCGUGGGUAAGGUAGAUGAUCUCGUCUCCCUUCUCGACGGCCAGCUUUCUAAUGUGCAAGCUGCUAGCCUCUUACAGAGUGCCAAUGGUUGCAUUGAGACCGCGAUUGCGCAAUAUUUCGCUUCUGCUGCAGAGACAGGAGGCAAUGGGGGGGCCGCCGCAGAACCUCAGUGCGAUACUUUGGAGUCCAAGGUCCAAAUGCUGAAGAGCAUGCUUCCCCAUGUAGCGGAUGCAACUCUCAAGAGGCAUUUGAAAGCUGCCAAAGGGUCCGUAGAUCGCGCUGCCGAUGCAUACUUUGGAGCGCAGCUUGACGCGACCUCGCAGCAGCCGGCAUUGGGUGAGACCGCAAAGGGUUUUCAGUCUAGAGCGAUGUGUGGAGUGGAGGGAGCGGCAGGGAGCCACAUUUCAAAAGCCACGGAGAAUGGCACUUCAAGUUCGAAACAAUCUCCUCAAAAUGCAGCAGUAGAGGCAAGGCAAGCCGCCGUGCCACUAGCAGCAAGGAGCAGUGCAGGCGGACCGCUUACAGCUUCAACAAUUGGCCAGGACACACCAGGCCCAAGCAAUGCCGUGUCCCUGGUGGAGCUUUCUGAAGCAGAACAAGAAGAAGCACCGAGAAGGCGUCCCAAGCGCAAGCGCGUCGCCACCGUCCCAUUCUCCCCCGACAAGCCGGACGAAUCAACACCCAAGAAGAAGGUUCAUAAGCCCCUGCAACCGCUUGUAACCAGUGCUUCAUCAGGCGAGACUUUUGUGAUCCAAAGAGGCGACGGCCGCAGGUACCCGCUCCCCCUGAAAGAGCACCGUAACGGCUACGGACGGUUGUUUGCAGCGUACGAAACGGAGCUCCCAAAUCUAGUCCCCCCCCCCAAGAAACUCGACUUCACUUUCCCCGGGGUCCACCUAGGGUCCUUCUGCAUCAAUCUCACCCCUGAUGCGGCCAAGAGCAUCAACGCAAACUCGGGAUUUGUGGAGGUAGCGUGGAGCGAGCUGUCAUGGCUUAAGCAAAUGGUUCUGAUAGACGGAGACGGGAACCCGCAGGGCCUCUUCCAAAAGGAGGAGUCGGACGACACCAUGGUUGUCCACCUGUCGCUUGAGGCCAAGCAGGGGGGGGGUUUCGCGCCCAACGUCGAGGAGGCGACAUACCUGGCGCAUCGUGACGGGCUCGUCAGGCUCUUUGCGACCCUCGACAACUGCGGCGAUGCAAAAAAGAAUGGCACAAAACGAUUCCCCAACGAGGCCAUGAGCAGAUUGUCGGCGUUCACCCGCGGUAACCACAGGGCCACACGGGGCCCUGCAGUGUUCGUUCACGUGUGCCUGACGGAGAAGGCGUGCCGGUACAACUUUCCGGAUGGGGGGUUCGAGGAGCGCAAGAAUGGAAAGAUGGCGGGCAAUCGCCGCCUCCUGCCGAUUGCCAUGGCGCUGCGCUACUAUGGUUUUGGACUAGAGCACGGCCCCGACUCUGACGAGCUGCUGAACUUUGGGCCAGAUGUCCCCCCACCUGAGGCAGUCAGCGAACAGCACUUCGAUCUGUUCAACCUCUUGGCGUCGAUUGACCUUCCCGAGUCGGCCCCUGCGGCGCUAACACCCCCUCAGCUUCUGACCCAGCCCAUGGAGUACCAGCGGAAGGCCCUGUCGUGGAUGAUGACGCGCGAGGGCGCUCUAGGGGGGUCGAACGUGAGGCGGAACAUCCUGACGUUACACCCCUGUUGGCAGCAGCUACUGACCGUGGACGGACAGGUGCUGUACAUGCAGCGGGAGGACGGGGCGUGCAGCCAGAACUUCUACACUGCGCCGCACCAGGGGACGUGCGGGGGGCUGCUCUGCGAUGAGAUGGGCCUCGGUAAAACUCUGGAGAUGCUCAUGCUCGUCCUCGCGAACCCCCCUCCCCCUGGCUGGGCCGUCGUUGACGCGUCCACGUGGGACCACAGGGAUGACGUCAUGCCGAUCAAAGCAACGCUGGUGGUCGUCCCCGCGAGCCUGCUCAACCAGUGGAAGCGGGAGGUCGAGCUGCACGUGCGGCCGGGCGCGCUGAAAGUGCUGCAUUACGAGGGGAGGCACCGCAGGGGCGCGGGCGUCGGGAAGCGCGCCGCGGUCAACUGGGGGCUGGAGCAGUAUGACAUCGUGAUUACGUCAUACGAGGUCAUCCGGACGGAGCUGGCGGGAUCUGCCGACUCCCCGCUCUUGUCGUACGGCUUUUGGCGGGUGGUCCUGGACGAGGCGCAACUGGUGGCCAACAGCUCGUCGGUCGCUGCCGUUACCGCGUCCAGCAUCAUGCGUCGGCACGCCUGGGUCGUGACUGGUACGCCCAUCACGAGCCGCCUCGACGAGCUGCAAGGCCUGCUCGAUUUCCUCGCGGUGCAGCCGUUCGGGGAUCCGACCGUCUUCCGCUCCAUGCUCAAGAUUCCGUACGAGACGCGCACCGCUGUCGGGCUGCAGCGGCUCCGGGUGCUGCUCAAGACGAUCAUGAUCCGCAGGACAAAGGCGGGGGUCGCCGCUGAGAUGGUCCUCCCGCCCUGCACCCGCGUCGACUCCAUCCUCCGCUUCUCCGACGCGGAAACCAGCUACUACCAACGCGUGCACGAGGGCUUCGUCGCCGCGAUCAAGCGCAUGGAGCGUCACCACGCCACCCGCGACGUGCGGCGCCUCGAAGGAUUCGACCCAUCGAACCUGGGCGCCAAAGUGACGGGACAGGCGCUCGCGAACCUCACGCGGCUGCGCCAGGCGUGCUGCCACCCGCAGAUCAUCCGCACGGGGAACGAGUACCUGGGGAAGGCGCGGCUGACGAUGACGCAGAUCAUGGCCAAGCUGGCAGUGGCCAUCGGAAAGCAGAAAGAAACAGCAGCCGCGAACAUCUUCGAGCCCCUGCUCGCCGACCUGGCCCGGUGCGGAGCCCUCGCGCUCGAGCGCGCCGGCCAGAUCAAGGCCCCGGUGGACGGCGACCUUGAAGCAGAGCGCGCCACUCGGCAGGCCGCCGCCAAAGCGUCGUACGAGCGCCUCGAGCUGACGGCGCUGACGGCCUACUCGCAACUGCUCGAAAAGGACGUCAUGGUCGGGGAGGAAGUCGGGGAAAGAGCGAGGAGUGUUGGGGACAGGGUCACGGAGCUUGAGGACGAGCUGGGCAUCACCGCGGAGCGGAUCGCGGCCGCCGAGGCCGGCCGGAAGCUGACGCGCGCGGAGCAGAAGAAGCAAAAAUGGGUAACGGAGCAAGAGAGCACCCUUUGGCGGUCGGCAGGCUGGCAGAGGGCGCGGGGAGAAGCGGGGGAAUGGACUUCUGGGGCGGGGCCGAGCACCUCAGCACCCGCAGAAGCCUUCACGGGCCGGCUGACGCGCCGCGGCAAGCGGAAGCUGGAGGAGUUGGCCGGCGGUUCGGAUGCGGACGCGGAUCGGACGGGCGUGGAGACGUCCAAGCUGUCCGAAUACGACAGGGAGAUCGCCGACAUUCUGGAGGGGCCGCAGGUAACUAGGAAGGGGAAGAAAAAGCACGUGAGGACGGCCGAGCAGAGGGUCGGCGCGGCGGCCGCGGCGGUGGACAGGGCCAAGGAAAGGAUGGAGGACUUGUUCAGACAGGAAAAGCACCUCGAUUUCAAACUCGACGAGAUGGAGAAGGGCAAGGGCAAACUCGACUCCAACGGGGCUUCCACUUCCGACGCCGCAACAAACGGUGACUUCGCAAACGGCGCGCUGCCGAGUGGGUUUUUGGUGACAGAGCAAACGGUGGUCCAAGAAGACAAGACCCAGUGCCCCAUCUGCCUGGACUCGUGCGAGGACUGUGGGGCGGUCACGGUGUGUGGGCAUUACUUCUGCUCCGACUGCAUCCACGGGUACAUUCAAAGCAAGGGCGCCGACGCGCCGUGUCCGCUGUGCCGCCACAAGCUAAAGACCAAGGACGUGUUCAACGCGUGCAAGGAGGCGGAGAAGAAACAAGGGGACCUGCCGGACCUGAGCGGCGAGUACGGAACCAAGGUCUCGGCGCUAAUCUCGGAGCUAAUCGACCUUCGGAACACGGACCCGACCGCGAAGAGCGUCAUCUUCAGCUCGUGGAGGCUGCUGCUUAACCUGGCGGGGGAGGCGCUCGCGCACAACGGCUUCCAGUACUCCCUACUCUGGGGUCGGCCCGAAGAGCGCGUGCAGGCGCUCAGAGACUUCAACGAGAACCCGAACGUGCGCGCCAUUCUCGUUAUGAUGGGCAACUCGGGCGGAGCAGCAGGGUUGACGCUAACCGCCGCAUCGACCGCUUUCAUCCUCGAGCCGAGCGUUAACCCGGGCAUGGAGGCACAGGCCGCAGCCAGGAUUCAUAGACUCAGUCAAGACCGUCCCACACGCGUCGUGCGGUUCAUUGUAGAUAAGACGAUCGAGCCGAAAAUUGUAAAGCUACAAGGCAAGAAACUAGAGAUGGGCAGCAGCGGCGGCGGCGGGAUCGUAAUAGAGCAGUUGCGAGGGCAGGAUCUGCUGGAGCUUAUCGAUGACGACACAAAGGGCAAGCAGCAAGUCGAAUAAACACUAAUCAAGGCAUCGACUCAAAAUGACCAAUCGGGAGCGCUGUAUAAGGUUGGGAUAAAAUGGGGCAGCUUUGUGGAGCUGGUUCGCCUUCGCGUCAAUGUUUACUUCCAAAAAGAAAUUGCCAUGGCUAUCAGGAACCGGUAGAGAUGGAAACGGUUGCCAUUUGUGUCCGGACGUUGGUCGUCUUAAGGGGCACGGCCUGCAAUGCCAUGCGGCUGGCAGCUUGCAGCUUGCAGAAGCAUAAGACGAUGUCACUCGUAAAGCGAACACAAUCUAACCACAAUCUGUACAGCAUUUUGGAUUUCGUCGGAUUCGAGUGCUUGAACGACCCAUGCCAGAGGCGGAUCUCUUCUUGCUCAGAGCACUUGCUUCGU
This is a messenger RNA of Klebsormidium nitens, 4958 nucleotides long. The record is from the annotation of a GenBank genome assembly. NCBI's taxonomy places the organism in Eukaryota, Viridiplantae, Streptophyta, Klebsormidiophyceae, Klebsormidiales, Klebsormidiaceae.